Messenger RNA from Phyllostomus hastatus (greater spear-nosed bat), 552 nucleotides. RefSeq names its product fetal and adult testis expressed 1 (gene FATE1). Gene Ontology annotation, biological process: negative regulation of mitochondrial calcium ion concentration; negative regulation of apoptotic process. Gene Ontology annotation, molecular function: ubiquitin protein ligase binding. The transcript has 6 exons. The record is from RefSeq and is a predicted model, not a curated record. Gene Ontology annotation, cellular component: endoplasmic reticulum; mitochondria-associated endoplasmic reticulum membrane contact site; mitochondrial outer membrane. NCBI's taxonomy places the organism in Eukaryota, Metazoa, Chordata, Mammalia, Chiroptera, Phyllostomidae.
AUGGCAGGAGUCUUCCCUGGCACCAAGGAGGAGAUAGAAAUGUCCAUGCCUGAAGACCUGAUUCCUGGAAGCCAUGGGCAAAGUCAAGAGCACCUGGUGAUAGCAGAAAUAAUAGAGCAUGGAUUCCAGUCCCUGGGUGUCUCUCUGUGGCGACAAAAGUUGGGUUCAAAAGCUGCUGGCUCUGCUGCAGGCCAACCAGUUUGGAAUAUGACUGCCACUUGACCCAAGAAGAUGGGUACUCAGCUGCCAAUACCCAGAAUGUCAAGAGAACCAGUUCAUGGGGAUGUUCAUCCCCAGGAGUAUCCUGGUGGCUUCCAAGGCAUGAGAUUCCAUUAUGAGUGCAACUCAGAAGCAGAUAUAAUUGCAGAGAUUGGCCCAGAAGAACCAAAUGGACUAGAAAUGGAAGUCAUGAGAAGACAGCUGUGGGAGAUCGAUGGGCGUCUGUGUGCCCUGGAGGACCAGGCAGCCAUCAGUCACCAGAGGGAAGCUGUGUUCCUCACCAUGCUAUUGUUGGCUUGCAUUGCCAACCUGUGGCUGUGGAUGUGUCAGUGA